GGAGGGAACCUGCCGGGAGAAAUACAACGCCAUUUUCACCCAGAGCAGCUUCAGACAGAUGCGUCUGAGCUGAGAUCCGAGUGUUUUCGCCAACACCGCCUGUGCACAUUAUGACUAUGAAAUUAUGAGUCUGUUGUUUCUGUGCCACUCUGUGAUUUGAGCUCGUGUAGGAGGAAUCGGACUGUCACUGGCAGGAACUUCCCCCGUCGAGCUCCGGAAGACUGGAGAGAGGACACACACACAACUGCUCCGGCUGCCCGAUUUCUGCUCCAAACCCUCACAGUCAGGCUGCGGAGCGUUGUAUUGCCUUGAGGUUUGUGGUGGGACGAAGAGGAACAAACCCUGUUACGGUUGUGGAUGAUCUGGAUGUUCCGCAGAACGGAUGCGUGAGGACAUGUCGAGCGUGGUUUGCGUGAAGGAGACGGAUGGGCAGGGGGACCCUGGAGAGAAGCUGUCCCAGGAUGAGCUGCUAUGCCGGACACGGGAGGUCAUGCAGGGGCUGGAGGCGCUCCGUGCAGAACAUCAGGCCAUCCUGGAGGGGCUGAUGGGGACCUUGCGCUGCCUCAAACAGAGCCAGGAGGGACGUGCUGUCGAAGAGAAGACAGCCAUGAUCCAACGCUCUAUGGAGAUGCUGGAGCUGGGCCUCAGCGAAGCACAGGUGAUGAUGGCUCUUUCAGGGCACCUGAGUGCAGUGGAGGCAGAGAAACAGAAGCUUCGAGCACAGGUGCGGAGGCUGUGUCAGGAGAACCAGUGGCUGAGAGACGAGCUGGCAGGAACACAGCAGCGCCUGCAGAAGAGUGAGCAGAGCGUGGCCCAGCUGGAGGAGGAGAAGAAACAUCUGGAGUUCAUGAACCAGCUCAAGAAAUAUGACCAGGACCUCAGCCCAUCAGAUGACAAGGACUCUGAUUCCAGUAGGGAGACACUGGAUGAUCUUUUCCCAGAUGAGCAGGAUGAACCGGGACCUGGCAUCCAGCCUCCUCACAGCAGUGCAGUGGCAGCAGCACAGCAGGGCGGUUAUGAGAUCCCUGCUCGUCUCAGGACCCUCCACAACUUGGUGAUCCAGUACGCCUCACAGGGCCGCUAUGAGGUGGCCGUUCCUCUCUGCAAACAGGCUCUGGAAGAUCUGGAGAAAACAUCUGGGCACGAUCAUCCUGAUGUAGCCACCAUGCUUAACAUUCUCGCCCUUGUCUACAGGGACCAGAAUAAAUACAAAGAGGCAGCCAACCUCCUUAACGAUGCACUGGCCAUCAGAGAGAAGACCCUGGGCAAAGACCACCCUGCGGUGGCUGCCACAUUGAACAACCUGGCUGUUCUUUAUGGCAAACGGGGGAAGUACAAGGAAGCAGAGCCUCUGUGUAAAAGAGCACUGGAGAUCAGAGAGAAGGUGCUGGGGAAGGACCACCCUGAUGUUGCCAAGCAGCUGAAUAAUCUGGCCUUGCUGUGUCAGAACCAAGGCAAGUAUGAAGAGGUGGAGUACUACUACCAGAGGGCCCUGGAGAUCUACCAGACCAAACUGGGCCCUGACGACCCCAACGUGGCCAAGACCAAAAACAACCUGGCGUCAUGCUAUCUGAAGCAAGGGAAGUUUAAGCAGGCAGAGACUCUGUAUAAAGAGAUCCUCACCAGAGCCCAUGAGAGAGAGUUUGGCUCUGUGGAUGAUGAAAAUAAACCCAUCUGGAUGCAUGCAGAGGAGAGAGAAGAACAGAGCAAGGGCAAGCAGAAGGAUGGUUCUCCAUUUGGAGAGUAUGGUGGCUGGUACAAGGCCUGUAAAGUAGACAGCCCUACUGUGACGACCACGCUGAAAAAUCUCGGAGCUCUUUACAGGAGACAGGGCAAGUUUGAGGCAGCAGAGACUCUGGAGGAGGCGGCUCUGCGCUCCAGAAAACAGGGUCUGGACACGGCACAUAAGCAGCGUGUGGCUGAGGUGCUGGGAGACCCUGAAGUACGAGAGAAGCAGCGAAGCCGUGAGAGCCUGACCUCUGACACGGUGAAGUACGAAAGCGGCCCUGACGGAGGAGAGGAAGUGAGUAUGAGCGUCGAAUGGAAUGGGGACGGCUCGGGCUCGCUGAAGCGCAGCGGUUCCUUUAGUAAACUGCGGGCCUCUAUCCGGCGCAGCAGUGAGAAACUGGUCCGCAAGCUCAAAGGAGGUGGCUUACGAGAAAACGAACCCAAAAACCCUGGCAUGAAGAGGGCCAGCUCCCUUGGAGUUCUCAACGAUCCGGAUAAAGCUGUGGGUGAACUCAAAGAACGAAAUAAUAGUCUGAGGAAGUCGCGGGACCUGAGUUCCAGUCAUACUGACCUGGCGCAUUGAAGGUCCGCUGAUAAACGUCCUGGUAAAGAGAGGUACUAAGGAGGACUCACCAUCGAGCUGAGGAGAACUGUCUUCGACAGGACUACCUUUCUUCGGAGGUUACUUUUGCUCUCAUGUCUCUGUAUAUGUAUUUAAUUUCUGGUAAGUUAGCUAUAGAAAUGACAACUGAUGUAAAAACUCAACCAGAACCAAAGUGCACAAUAAAUUUGAGAUUUAUGUUCUGCAAAGAUGAAAAAUUGUCGGAAAACAUACAAAUAGAUAAUGCUAUUUAGGCUCAGGUUGAGACUUGACACUCUAAUGGCAUUUUUGCUGCUUUGAUGUGGUUUUUCCUUCGUUUUAUUUUAUUUUUUUAAAACCAGCAACUAUAGGACUGCUUUUAUUAAUGAAGGAUUAUAGUGACUUAAAUUACAGGUGUGCAUAUUUGAGUCUUCACAGACAUAAAAUAGUUUUACAGUUUUUGUACCGUUUUCCCUCUUUGUGACUUUAAUGUUGUUUAAAUACCUUGAGUUACACUAGAGGACCAUGAUGCUAAAGUACUGAUUCAGUCAAACUUAUUCCCUUGAUAAAGAGAGAACUGCACCGUGUUUAUGAAGGUCUAUGUUUACAUGAGUGAUGGUUCAGUGAUGCACAUUUUCGUAUUGCUUUUGAGCAGUCGGUUCAUAACAAAAGAAAUAGGAAAAUUCCUCAUAGUAAAAGAUAAUAAUUUAAAAUGUGUUACGCUGCCUUGGAGAUCUGUGUUCAAAAUGUAGAUUAAAUCUCAGGACUGAAAGAACAGAUUCAUUAUGCAAAGUAACACAGCACUUUGAUCUCAUAGGAUAAUGUUACACUAUUAAUCCUUUGCAUGUUACAGAACUAAACUGAGAUGUUUACCUCAGUAUUGGUUGCGUUUGGUUUAUAGAUGCUUAUAGAUCUGGUUUCACCUCUCACACCAGCACCAAAAUGUUUGCUAAUUAGAUCUAUAAACCGAAUAUGACAAGUUUUCAUGAACAAUAACAACAGGAAGCCUUUGUCUUUCUGAUAUUUGAGAGGUAAAACAAUGCUUUCAUCUCACAUGGAGUUGUAAGUACUGUUACUCCACAUAGAAAUGCACUGGAAUAUGAAUUCAGCCCCCAGAUGCUUUAACUACAGUACCUGUUUGAAAGCGGUGUGCCUUGUGAGUGCCUCGGGCAGGUUCUUACUAAUGAAUGUGGAAGUUAUUGAUUUUUGAGUGUGAUAGCAGAACAGUUUGAACUCUGUAAGGUCAAAUGUUGGUCACGAUCGCAAAGUAAUUAUGAAUUUUUAAUACUGUGGUCAAAUAAAAGCCCAAUGUAUAUCUGUGUAUCAUGUCAUGGAUUUAUGCUAAUAUAGUGCACUGCUCAGCUGGCCUUCUUGACUUUGUUUCUACUUUCUUUGUUCUCUAUAUCCAUGUGAAACGUUCUAUGGGUGUGAUAUAUGACUGCCUUCAUUCAUCUUGUAUGUAUAAGUGUGUUUUCUCUGUAAAACGCAUGUUAAUGCUCUGCAUUGUGACAAUGUGCAAUAGGGUAGCCGCUGUGUGUUGGCUGGUUUUAAUCUCACAUGCAAUGUUUUACUGACAAAAGCUGGAAUAUCUGCUUGGCUUGUGUGUUUUGGUUAUCUUUGUACUCUAAACGAAUAAAUAUAUCAUUUACAUUUUUAUAUAAGAGUAUCCAAUUACUAAUUUUAGCUUUGUUACACAUUUGUGGAACUAAAUGUGCCCUUCACAUGUUUGAAUUUUAUUCUCAAACAGUUUAUAUUCUGUGUUUUUUGACUGUUGAUCAGUUUGUGUUAAAUUUAGUCGUCAUUGCUGUUUUUUUUUUUUGUUUUUGUUUUUUAAUGGGGUUACUGAUGUGUCACUCGCUCCCUUAUGUCCAUACGCAGUUGCAUUGUUUUUGUUUAUUUUGAAGUGCAAAAUAUACACUCAAAGGUUCCGAUUAAAAUUACUAAAAGGAAAUACAGCAUUAAAAAUAAAGUUCAAAACCUGUGUGUAGUGUGUAACAGCAGGGACUGUUGUGACCUGUAUGAUAUAA
Labeo rohita (rohu) is the source of this 4335-nucleotide messenger RNA. RefSeq names its product kinesin light chain 1a (gene klc1a). The record is from RefSeq and is a predicted model, not a curated record. Gene Ontology annotation, cellular component: membrane-bounded organelle; kinesin complex; cytoplasm. Gene Ontology annotation, molecular function: kinesin binding. Gene Ontology annotation, biological process: axo-dendritic transport. Bases 383 to 2311 code for a protein of 642 amino acids. The transcript has 17 exons. NCBI's taxonomy places the organism in Eukaryota, Metazoa, Chordata, Actinopteri, Cypriniformes, Cyprinidae.